AUGGCGAGCGCAAAGCAGCAGGAGAAUAUGCUCCUUACCGAGCACUUUACUUGGCCUCCGAUUUCCCUAAUCGACGACAUCAUCAACGCCGUCAACGAAGUCCUCUACCGCUGUACCGACUCCUUCGAAACCGGCCUCGCAUCCGCGGACCCAGCUCUACUCGGCUUCGCAGACCUCUACGCCUCGCAAGGUCGCACACCACAGAAAGAUGAAGAUGGCAACAAUGUGUAUCCCGAGGCGCGACUAGAGAUUGAAGAGGGAGUCUUGAAACUCGAGACACUUAUGGAAAAUGCAGUGGACAAGAACUUUGACAAGUUGGAGAUUUGGACACUGAGAAAUGUGUUUGCGCUUGGAAGAGGAAAAGGCGAAGAUGAAGGACUAGGAGAUUGGGUUAGGUUAGGACAUUACGAAAACCUCCAACCCCCCUCAAAAGACACCACCCUAACCCCCGAAUUCCUCUACACCCUCCGCCGCAAACUCCUCGAAACACGCACUCUGCACGCCGCCCUCGUCGCAGAAAAAGCCCGCAACGAAGCCCAAAUCGCGCGCCUAAAAUCCCUCCUCAGUCCCCCUUCUUCUUCUUCCGUGCCUCCAAAGCGCGAAACACGCAGCUCAACAACAACCACAGUCCCAGAAUCCGCAAGCAACACCGACACGACAACCGCCCCAUUCGCCUUCCUCACCUCAACCCCCGCAGCACAAGCCCUAGGCAUCACCUCCAACCCCCCUUCAACAAACGAAAAAGCCGCAACCACUACCUCCCCGCCCUUGACUACACACACCACUUUCACAACAACCCAGCUCCCAUACCUCCGCCAACUCGUUGCAUCGCUGAAACCCCAUCUCGCAUCUACCUCUACCUCUUCUACCUCCUCUGCAGCAAAUGCAACAGAAGCAUCACAAGACCGCAGUGCCCAGCGUAGACUCUACAUCGAAGCUCAGUCUAAACGCGUGCUGGAGCGCAGAGGAGUCGAUACAAUGGAUGGGGUUGAAGGGGCAUGGGAGCUUGGUGGGACGAGGGUUAGGGGCGAGGAAGUUAGGGGGUUGGAAGGCUUGUUUCCUGCGAAGGAAAAGGAAAAGGAAGGGGAAGGGGAAGGGGAAGGGGAGAAGAUGGAUUUGAGUUGA
Messenger RNA from Bipolaris oryzae ATCC 44560, 1125 nucleotides. RefSeq lists its product as uncharacterized. Gene Ontology annotation, biological process: mitotic cell cycle; protein localization to kinetochore; kinetochore assembly. Bases 1 to 1125 code for a protein of 374 amino acids. NCBI's taxonomy places the organism in Eukaryota, Fungi, Ascomycota, Dothideomycetes, Pleosporales, Pleosporaceae. The transcript is spliced from 3 exons. The record is from RefSeq and is a predicted model, not a curated record. Gene Ontology annotation, cellular component: nucleus; chromosome, centromeric region.